Penicillium verrucosum is the source of this 447-nucleotide messenger RNA. RefSeq lists its product as uncharacterized. Bases 1 to 447 code for a protein of 148 amino acids. The transcript has 2 exons. The record is from RefSeq and is a predicted model, not a curated record. Lineage: Eukaryota; Fungi; Ascomycota; Eurotiomycetes; Eurotiales; Aspergillaceae.
AUGUCCUCCCCUCUCCCAAUCGGCAUCUGUGCCCUAGACUCCGGGAUCGGCAAGCCGGUGUCCAAGCUCCUCCUCCCCGAAUAUGAAGUAACCCAUUUCAUCCAAAGCCUCUCAGCAGCACAAUCCGAAAUUCCCCAUCUUCUCGCAGGCCGGGAUCCCCAAUCCCCCCACGUCAACGACGUCGGCACAAAAGACUACAGUCGGCCUGUGCGUGCCAUAAUCUUCGGUCGUGGAUUUGAAUUGGAGGACAUUGAGGCAUUGCGUGAUACUGUCGCUGGUAUUUCGCAAUAUCCAGUUUUGUGGAUCGCUGGUGAUCCAAGUCGCAAGCCUCCUCCUGGUGCUGUUCUCCCGCCUAACUACCACCAACUUGUUGCGGGAGUCGCAAGAAAAUUGCUUGGUGGGUGGGUUGAGGCUGGAGCUACUAGUAACAAGAUUGUUUUGUACUAG